Molecule: messenger RNA, 889 nt
Organism: Guillardia theta CCMP2712
Lineage: Eukaryota; Cryptophyceae; Pyrenomonadales; Geminigeraceae
Exons: 1
Coding region: 1-846 (281 amino acids)
Source: RefSeq, a predicted model, not a curated record
AUGUAUUCCGUGAACAUUUCUACCUGCAGCAAUGCUGGAGGAUCGUUCCUCCGAGAGUCUACAGGAGAGCAGGUGCGGCUGCUGCUUCCCUUCUUCGCGCCAUCACUUCCUCUAGCAGAUAUCUCCGCGGCUGAGGAGGAAGCCACUGAAACGGUGGAUGCGGUGAUGGAUGUCUGCCUUUCCGCCCUGGAAGAUGAAGAGGAGGAGGAGGAGGAGGAGGAGGAGGAGGAGCUGUCGGUGACUUCAGAGAUGCUCGACGCACAGGAAGACAGCGUGUCCGUUGCUCUCUACGACGAGUUCUUCUCCUUCCGUCCCCCCACUGCGUACGUUGAGAGCCCAAGAAGCGGGGAACCCAUCGCUCUCUCCUGGCUGCGACCCAAGACAAGUUCGCACUCGCUUCCUCCUCGCUCCUCCCCUGCCCUCCGCGUCUCUUUCCGCCCUGACACCUCUGCCAUGGCGUCAGCGGGAGUGCUUCAGGGCAGCUCAGCUCUGGACCAGCAGAUGUGGGAGGUGGAGCAGAAGGAGUCGCUUCCUCCUCUAGCUGGGAGGAGGAACCUGGAGCGGAGGGCCAAGACAGCGUCGGAAGCAUUCCUCGAGCUCCAGAAGACCCACGGGGCGAUGAGGGCCGUAGAUGUGGCAGGAGGAGAGCAGGAGGAGAGCUGGGCAUGGGUCGAGGAACACAGGCCCGUCACGUCCUUGAGCAGGAGCAGGAACGUGGCCAGGGACCUGAAGAGACUUGAGGAGACGCUGACAAGGAAGGAGGCGGAGGGGAAAGAGCGCCGGAUCGUGCUGCCGAAGCUGGGGGAUGUGAACCUGAGGGGCCGAGGAGGAUGGAGAGGGCGAUGACAGGAGGGGCGAGGGAAGACAGAUCAACGCGAGGAGAGAGGUC